AUGGAACUAUUUUCUUUAUACGAAUUUAAAAUAGAAGAUAUUAAAAUCGAAUCUAUUUUAGCUGUAAAUGAACAGGAGGUUAAAGAUUAUUUACUAUGUCCAAUUUGUCAAAAUAUAUUAGAUGAUCCAGUGCAGUUUUGUUCAAGUGGCCAUGUUUUUUGUAGAGGCUGUAUAAUCCCAUGGUUUGAAAAGAAUGAAGAAUCUACAUGUCCUACCUGUAGAGAAGUUGUACCUUCUGAAAGAGGAGCCAGUCCCUAUUUUUUAAGCAGUAACAUGGAAAUAAAAAGAAAAUUAAAUAAAAUAAAGGUUUAUUGCCCAUAUUAUUAUACUAAUUCAAAACUAGAAUGUAUUGAUGAGGUUAAUGGGUGUAAAGAAAUAAUAAUGUAUGGAGAUUUAGAAGAACAUACAAGCCAGUGCCAAUUUAUAUUUGUUAAGUGUGAAUUGGAUUCAUUUCACAUUUAUAGAGCAAAAGAUAACCAUAUAAAAGAAUGUCCUAGUGUUAUCAAGAAGUGCAAAUUUUGUUCAGAAAAUUACCAAAGAAAAUCAAAAGAUUUACAUAGUUUACUAUGUUCCAAAAAGAUUUUAUCUUGUCCUUUAGAAAAAUAUGGGUGUUUAGAGGAAUUUCAAAGAUGUCAAAAAAUAACUCAUUUACAACAAUAUGAAAAUCAUUAUAAAAUUUUAACAAAUAAAAUUGAUAGGUUAUCACUAGAAAUUGAAAAAGCAAGCUAUUAUAAAAUUAUUAAAUAUAAAAAACCUGGGUUUAUGAAUAAAGAUUUAAAGUUUGAUGCCGAAAAAUAUUCAACUUUAGAAAUAUUUUAUAUAUCAAAAAAAGAUAUUAUUUACCAAGAAAGAAUUUCAGUUACUGAAUUUUCCUGGAAAGUAAAUAAAUUAGCUAAUAUAUAUUGGGAUAAAGCAAAUAAAGUUGUUUUUGUUUUAACUAGAAGAUCCCCCAAAGAAAAUAUAAACGAGAAAUAUUUAGAAAAAAUACACCCACAAAAUCAAUAAACAAAUAAGAAAUCUAAAAAAAUAAAAUUAAUACUUAAUAUCUUUAUUU
This is a messenger RNA of Dictyostelium purpureum, 1054 nucleotides long. RefSeq lists its product as uncharacterized. The transcript is spliced from 4 exons. The record is from RefSeq and is a predicted model, not a curated record. NCBI's taxonomy places the organism in Eukaryota, Evosea, Eumycetozoa, Dictyosteliales, Dictyosteliaceae. Bases 1 to 1005 code for a protein of 334 amino acids. Gene Ontology annotation, molecular function: zinc ion binding.